This is a messenger RNA of Clarias gariepinus (North African catfish), 618 nucleotides long. Its product is annotated as phospholipase A2 inhibitor NAI-like. Bases 1 to 618 code for a protein of 205 amino acids. The record is from RefSeq and is a predicted model, not a curated record. The transcript is spliced from 5 exons. NCBI's taxonomy places the organism in Eukaryota, Metazoa, Chordata, Actinopteri, Siluriformes, Clariidae.
AUGAAGUCUCAGGUCACACUGCUGCUCACCUGCAUGCUUUUCUCUAAAGCACUGUCAUUGACUUGUCAAAAGUGUAUACCAGUACUGGGGAUAUGCACCAGUGAACAGGUAACCUGUUCAGACCAGUGUCUGACCUCAUCCACUUCUGUGUAUAUGAGUGGCACAAAGCUUACAGAUAAUAUUAUUCAGUCUUGCGGAACUUCAGAAAAGUGUGUAAGUGGAAGCCUGAACCUGGGAGCAAUAGAAGUGACCACCAGUACCCAAUGCUGCAACACUAAUCUCUGCAACACUCGAACACCACCAAAACUGUCAGAGCAGUCUCCCAAUGGUGGAGUGUGUUACACCUGUGGCUUAAUUGGCUGCUCAGGAUUGGUGAGCUGUAAAGGAGAUGAAGAUCGCUGCAUCACUGCAUCAGUUCAACAAUUGGGCAUUACCGUGUCUAUGAAAGGAUGUGCAUCUGAAAGUCUCUGUGUGGCAGCUGCAUCAUCAAGCAUUCCAGGAAUCAGUGCUACAAAUGUAAAGUGUUGUAAGGGAAGUCUGUGUAACGGUGCUGGAAGCUUUAAACGGAAUUUCCUCCUUCAUAUCCUUCCUCUGCUCUGCUCCGCCCUCUUCUUCUGA